Messenger RNA from Leptonychotes weddellii (Weddell seal), 2010 nucleotides. Lineage: Eukaryota; Metazoa; Chordata; Mammalia; Carnivora; Phocidae. The record is from RefSeq and is a predicted model, not a curated record.
ACCGCUUCUCUUUCCGCCUCCGCUUGGAAACCUCAGCUCGGAGGUCGGUGGGUCGUGGGAGGCGGCUUCUUUUUGUACAGUGUGUCGUUUGUUGAGUCGGGUUUCCAGAGUUUCCACGCCACCUGUGAAGGUCCGCCGCGGUGGCCCACGGCUCCGCGCCUCCGCGGUUGGCCGUCGCCAUGACAGCGACCGCUGGGGGCCCUGGCACUGCUCACAUGAUAGAGGCCGAUGUCCUUCUUCCAAGUGAUGGAUCAGAAUAUAGCCAACCAAUCAUGGCCCAUCCUCCUGAAACAAAUAGUGAUAAUACUUUACAGGAAUGGCUGACUGCAGUUAUAAAAAGCAGUAAAGGCAUCAAGCUGGAUUUCAAGAGUCUGGCAGCUGUAGAACCAUCCAUGAUGCUCCUGGAGAGUGUGAAGAGGCAUCUGAAACGUCCUGUGUGGAUUAAUGCUGAUAUUCUUCCGGGUCCAAAUGGAAAUAGCAGGGUAGUGGAUGCAAAACCUUUUAUAGACAUGGUAACAUCCUUCUUUCCUGAUGUGACAUUUUCUCUGGGUUGGACAACAGGAUGGCAUCCUGAGAAAGUCAAUGAAGGUUACAGCUGGACAAUGGUGAAAGAAAUGGAAUAUAUAUGUAAGGAGCUGAAGCAGCCUGUAACAUUUCCUGUCAGAGCAGCAUUAGUCAGGCAGUCCUGUUCUCAGUUACUCUGGCUGUUAAAGAAAUCAAACAGGUUCUCAAGUCUAACUUAUUGGUGUUGAGAACUCAUAGCAUCUGAGGGCUAUUUCCCAAGCCUGGCAGAACACUCCUGGUCCUAGAAGAGACUUUGGUACGAGAUCCAAUUUUUCAAAAAAUCAGCUUUAUAAAGUACAGUAGUUUAUGGCCCUGUAAAUUUGAUGUAAUUACUAUUUAGUCAGAUAUGUACUCAUUUAUCAAGUGGGAAAUUGUUAAAAGUUAUUCAGAACAGGUUGCUUAUUUGCCUGUUUAUUGGAGCUAGGGUCUUAGAUUUUUUCCUUGUAAUUAUAAAAACUUAAGUACCUAGUGAAUAUAUAGAAAAAUGCCCUCUCACCUUGAAAUUUAAGAUAUGAGCUUGCCUAGUUGGAGCUUGCACUCUGCUUAUAAUCAUAUAUUCAUGAAUCAAUGCCAGGAAAAUAGUUGAAUGAUAGAAAGAUGAAGAUAGUAGUACUAAAGAACUUUUUAUUAUCUAGAAAAUGGGAGUAUAAUGAAUGAGCGAAACCAAGAAGGUCUGAUAACCAGGUCUUGGAAGAAGCGGGGCAGGAUACAGGGGUUCUUGGGACCUCAGCAGCAGGAGCUCAGGGUCUUUAUUCUAGUGUCUAGUGUUCCACAUCAGUGUCAUUCUUUUACUUGUGACUGUGAUUGCUUCUCUCUCUUCUUUGUACCUACCAUCCAGGGACUGUAAUUUGUCUAGUCAUUUGUGUCUUCAGGGCUCACUGGGGAGUACUGCGUGGAGGGAAGGAGACAGGCAUUUAACUAGUGUCUGAUGUGCUGAGGCUGUACAAAUAAUUCAGAAACAAUUUCUACCUCAAGGAUCUUACAGUCUAGGUAGGGGAGAGAGACCCAUAAACAAUAAGUUGUAUAUUUGCCACUAUGAUGGAACUAUAUACCAGGUCAUGGUGACAGACAGCAUUUUGUUCAAAUUGAAACACCUAAGUUGUGUCUUCAGUGAUGAGCAAGAUUCACUGGGUAGGCUAAGAGGAGGAAGGGCCUUUCAGACAUAAGCACAUGAGCAAAGGAACUCUCAGUGGGAAAGAGACUACCUGACCUGUUCAAAAAGUAUGUAGAGGCACCAUACUAUGAGGCUGGGCAUUUAUGCAGGGACCAGAUUCACUUUCUGAGUUGAGGAAUUUGCUUCUUUUCUUGUAGGUCAUAGGAAUCAUUACACCAUUUUAAGUACGGGAGCCUUAUUAUCAGUUUGAGUGUUAGAAAUGUGUUUACAAUGGCAUGAGAAGGAGAUUUGAAGUUCUAUUUUUUUAAAUUUUUAAAUUUAAAUUUUAAUGU